GUCUGCCUUCCGCUUCUGGGCUGGAUUGACACACAAUGAGGAGCAGAGGCUGGGGAGACGCUCCACAAACGCCGCUGUAAAUAAAUACAACAAUCACUGAGGCCAGAGAAACAUGGAGAACCAGGUACAGUGGCUUUUGUGUCUCCUUGCGGAAUGUGAACUUUUCACAGAGAAAAUGCCAGCAGGCUUAGCGCUGGCAGGGCAGGACUGAAUCCUCUGUUCUGGUCGCCAGGAGGAAAAAACGCUCCUGCUGCUGCUGCUGCUAAUGAACUCGUAGUUGUUUGGCUCUGGAGCUAUGCUAGCUGGGCACUCAUACAUCGGUAUUUACCGCUAGCUAGCUCCAGUCUACACACCAUUCACACCGCUGCAUAGCUGUAGCCACAACCGGGAACACAAAGAGAUCUACAGCUGGUGUUUCUUCUGCCCUGCCGGGUCAAAAUGCACAUGCACACUGUUUAACAACAAGAAGACCAAUUUGAAUCGAGUUUUUUUGUAGCUAAGCUAAAGCUAGUGUACCUUUGAGGAGAGUGUCGGCCGCUGGCUAAAGGCUAAGGAGCCGCUACAAGGCGCCGGGGAAAAGAUUUGUCCUCUCCAGGUUGGGCAGGAGAGGCGGGGUGGUGUCUGCACUGCCAGCGGCCUGAGAGCUCACAUGCAGGGCUAAUAAAAAACAGCAAAGACCGGACAAGUUCUCUAAUAUCUUUGCUUUAUCUGCCAGCACUCUGUCAAUAUCUAAUGCCCUGCACAUUUACGAUUAUAGAGUAAAUUUCGUGCAGCAUGGCUUGUGGCAAACGCUGAACUUGAUCCAGACAUGAUGACCACCCAUGCACUGGCUGAUCCUUAAUAACAAAUAAUCUGGAAUAUCAAACAUAGUUUUAGGACUGGUUGUAAACCCUUUGCUCUUGCAUGUCUCUAAUCAUUUAAUUGUAUUGCAUGGAUGAAUUUGUCCUGCUAAGAUUAAUGUCAUCUUUAAAAGACUACAUCUUUCAUUUAACAGAGAACAGAAAAGUGGUAAACCAAAUUACAUCUCUGCUAACUGUAAGGGGGGGAUGUAGCUUCAAAGUGGGUUACUCUUGAAAGGCCUGAGGCCAGUCAGGACUGUAUUUCAGAUGGUUAGGCCACACACACCCAUGGAAAGUGGCUCAGCCACUUUCUUGGAGCUUGUCCCCAUUCAGUGCUAACCUCUUUGAAGUUUAACUAGAUGUGUGGGUGUCCAUCCAGAGGAGGUCGACUGCCUCAACUCCAGAGUAGUGUGGUCAUACUUCUGACACGAAUGUUAACUAUGUUGCAUGCAAAAGAGUUUUGUUUGAUUUUUCAGCCUUGCAAGCUACCUUCAUGAACUUUAUCAUGCUGGUGUUGGGCUGUGGUCUGCAGUUAUUGUCGUUCUUUUUUCAUCAACAGUUGUUUGGUCUGUGAAUUGUCAGAAAAUGAUAAAAGAAAAAAGAGAAGCUGUUAUCAUUUGUGCCCUCUCAUUUUUGUCUGCUAAAACAAUUCAAAGUGUCAUAUUAAUCUGAAAAGCUGAUAAUGACUCUGAGAGUUAAAAAUGAAUCUAACAAUGCUGCAGCUCUGGUUGAGGUCUCGUUGGAAGUGUUUUUGAGUCCACUCGUAGGUGAAUCAUGGUCUUGACUCUGUGUGUACCCGAAUUUUUGCUUUGGUUUAGUCAUAAGAUCAGCAUGUACCAGUGCUGCAUUUGGGAUGCCAGGGUGAGUGGUCAUGCAGAUUUCCCCUCACACUCAUUCACACACCUUAUUUCCCAAACCCACUUGUUGUCCUCUCAGCUAUUCGCACCGCUGCUGCUGCUCUCUGUUUGUUGUGACCGUUUUCCAAUACAAGUCGCUGUUUCAUCUCGUUUCUGUGUCAUCUUCUUUAGUUGAAACCUGUAGCUCCAUCAAAACACAGCUGCUGUAACGUGUGUGUGUAUAUCCUCCCAGGCGAAGUUUCUGACUUUUCAUUAAUCGUUUAUUUGAUGAAAGCUGGUCAUGAGGGGUGUUAUUUACAUGUCAGCUGGGAGUUCAUUGUUUUCGUGUGGGAGCCGGUGUGUCUGCCAAAAUUUGUAUUUCCUUUUAGUUGGAGCUCUGGGUAUGAGAAAGAGAGGGGAAGAAAGGGAGUAAUGGUAAUGCAUGUAUCUCAAUUUGACUUACUCUGCGAACUCUGGAUUUGGAUCCAUGUGUCGUCUUCCAGUGAAGGAUUGCUUAACUGUUUUUAGUCCACCAGAUUCUUGUAAAAUUGAGAAAUAUGACUAUUGUUCUCUUUGAGAUGAGUCCCUGGUGUCUCGUAUUUUCAUGCUGUUUGACACGGUUCAAUUAGUGCCCAUUUCACUGUGGUUUCCUGUGUUUUUUUUCCCAGCCAAAUAUCGGCCCCCGGUCCCAUCAUUUUCUGAUUAUUGAUAGGGGUAGUCAAUUUUAAGUGUUCAAUUUAAUUUCUAACAAAAGCCAAUCUUGUACUUUUUAUUUGCUGUUAUAAACAAAUUUCCUCUUUGUUGUCGAGUCACAGACAAAUACAUGUUAUCAAACCCUCCAGUGGAGCCAGGGAACUAGUUCUCAUUGACGUGAUCACAGAGAGUAUUUACUUGCCACUGUUGUCAGGUCCCCCUUAUGCUGGGUUUAUUUUCUUUGAAUGACAUAACUAGGAGGAUGGUCUCAACUCUCACUCUACUUAAUUAAUGGUUCUGAGAUAGCUUUGAUACUGUUUGGUAAUAUGUAAAUAAAAUAAAUGAAUAAUUGAUUGAUUGAUUAAGGUAAUAAGUCCUUAAUUUAAUCCUCUGAGUUGUUUUGCUCGCCAAACGCGUAACAUGUGAUCUCUCCAGCUUCUCCUUUAUUAAUGUCAUAUCAAUGCAUAAUAUUCAAUGUAAUUUGAUCCAACACUGACGAUCACCUAAAGCGAAUAUUUAAAAGAUUUCUCCUCCGGCUCCUGUAAAUAUUGAUCGUCACAUCAUACAGAUAAAUCAGUUCAGAGACAGAAUAUCACAAAGUUUCACUGAGUUUAUAAUUUGCUUAAUAUUAAUAUGAUUUUUUUUAACUUGAUGUCCGAAAAAAGCAGGAUACUGAUGCUCCAUAUUGGAAUUUGCUGCUAUAAAACAUACACAACUGCACAAUUAAUUGAAAUUUUCUCAUGAUUGAGAUUUUGACCACAGAUGAUGAAGGAAUAAAGGUGAAGCAUUGGCAGCAAAUUGGAUAGAGAGCAAGAUGAUUGAGUGUCUGUGUGUGUGUUAGUAAAGCAGAGGGACAGAAUGAGCACUGAAAGCAAAGCUGCAGCAUUUACGAGGGAUGAUGAGUGAAGCAUCGUUAAAUGGUACAAAUAUCAUGAAAGAUAGUAUUGUGGUAAAAAAUUUCUUGGCCUAAUUAUUAGACAGUUUAGUAACAAGAAUUUGAAGCUUAAUUUCAUGUUCACAUUCCUGAUUCAGAGUUGUCUCUGUUGUUGUUGGCGGACUAUGUUGAUGAUUUGAGGGACCCUAAGGCUUGUUAGUGUGUGUGUGUGUGUGUGUGUAUGUAUGUGUGUGUGUGUGUGUGUGUGUGUGUAGGGGUGUGGAGUUUAAGGGCAUUACCGCCACAGAAUGACCGGGCAUAGUGCCAGGCAGGGGAGUAGUGUGUAUUUUUGUGUGUGUCUGUUUGUGAGAGGGUGCCAGACCAGCUCAUCUCAAUCCUGUCCCCUCUAAUCCCCCCACUCAGUCCCCGCUCACGGGCUGCUCUCCGGCGGGGCCAAAAUCCCCACAUUCUUCAGUCGUCCCCUGGACAUAAAGUGCCUUUCUGUCCCCCAUCUCGCCCCUCCAAAACACCCACCCCUCGCUCCCCUCUGCCCUCCCAUCUCCAUAGCCUCUUCACUCGCUUUGCCAGUCCUCACCAGCACGGUAUCAUUUGCUUGUCCCGUCGCUGUCAUUGUUCUUGGCAGGCGGAGGUGGCCCAGAACUGUGCCUGUCUCCUGGACAAACCUUUGAAAUGUGUCGCCUCGGGCAGCUAAUCAUUCCCAGCGAGAAGCGUCCCCACACUCAUCCAGCUUUGUGUUUGUCUGGGCCAAGUGUGCAUCCCCUCCUCUUCAAAAUAAACUCCGGCUUCUCCACACACAGAGGGUCAGCGGUAUUUGUUCACUGAGGAAUAAAAAACCCUGUAAAUUAAUCCCCCUGAGUUUAACUUCAUUCUCAGCUUUGAAUCCAGUUUUACGUGUUCGGCAUCUUAAGUUUGAGACGCUUUUAUUGAUGGGUUAUUUUUUGGUAUAAUUGAUGACACUGAAUUUUGAUGUCAGUGCUUGUCAUACCAUAUUAUAUAUUAACCAGGUUAUAAGUGCAUAAGAGUGGAAAUAGAAGAAAGUGGGUUAUUUACUCGAGACGGUUAUUUGUUGUUUUUCACAGCUCGUACAAAAAGUCUGAAUUUUUAAUCUGUUCCUUCUCAUUUAGGCCCUGUAGCUUUUUUCCCACUUGUGUUUAUUCUUCCACAUCCACAGAUUGCAUUUAUUACCCUGCAGUUUUUCAUUUGAUUGUUUGAGGCUUUUAUGUAAGACACGGGCCCCCGGGUUCUAAUCAAACCUAGACUGGCCACUUGUGGACUCCAUUGUACACGAGUCAGACCUGCAACCUCAGUACUCUGCUGUUUUUGACUCACUGUUUCUAUCCUCCUUCUUUUUUGCAGUGCACAGUGCAGGUGAAGCUGGAGUUGGGUCACAGAGCCCAGCUGAGGAAGAAAGUGACAUCAGAAGGCUUCACCCACGACUGGAUGGUGUUUGUCCGGGGGCCAGAGACUGGAGACAUCCAGCACUUUGUAGAGAGGGUCGUCUUCCGCCUUCAUGACAGCUUCCCUAAACCCAAAAGAGGUGAGACGAAGCGCCAACAUGUGAACACAAAUCUGUUGGUGUUAAAUGUGCAAAUCUAAAAGAAUAAAACGAUAGAGGAGUCCAGAGAGCUUAAAAAUUGGGUUCUUUUGGCUCGUGUGUCAUUGAGGUUUUUUGUAAUGAAUAAAAUGGGUUAAUUUAGCCCAUUAAUUUGAUCAUUAUUUCAGUCCGCCAUCCUGCUGAUAAGACUAAUGUAACUCUCCGUCUUUGUCCGCAGUAUGCAAGGAGCCUCCGUACAAAGUGGAAGAGUCGGGCUACGCGGGCUUCCUCAUGCCGAUCGAGGUUUACUUUAAGAACAAGGUGAGAUCUACUUCACAGAGCCGGUAAAAUCCACUUUUUACUGAUACAGCAAUAAAGCACAAAAUCCACAUUACAUGAGGCUCAAACACAGAUAAGUCUCGAACACACAGGAGGAGAACAUAAUUUAUGCUCACUGCUGACUUUGUGUUGAGUGAGAGGUCUUUCCCUGUCACAUCCAUCUGUUAGCAAAUGAUAGAAAAUGCCUAAAAGCUGCUUCGUGGAGGAUUCUUGGAAAUGGAAAAGCUCUGGGAUCCUUUAAGUCAGAAUUUUCUCCAGAAGCUAAGCUUUACACGGCCUAGUUUUGUUUCUUUCUGUGUUACAUGAAAAUCUUACCUUGUGUUUCAAUCAAAUACAAGACAAUCUAUUUGUGUUGUGUCCAGAAGGAAAGGUAAGUAGAAGGGACAGAGAGAUGAAUAAACAAUACUAACUUGUAAAUAUUCAUUUUCCUCCCUGGUGACAAAAGGCUCUAUAUAAUCUUUUGGCAUGCUGAAAUGAAAUCUAUUUUCUCUGCUAUUCUCAAACGUGGCUGAGAUGGUUUCCCCCUGCGGUGAGCGUUAUCUUCGGAGUAUGAUACCAGCACUCUCGGGAAAAUCGUAAAUUCACCACAAAUUGGUUUCUCAGUGUUGUAUUUUGGUUUGACUCGGUGGUGUCAGUGUAACAACCAUGGGUAUUUUAACAUUUGAUGGAUUUGGUAUCAAUUAGCUCUACCAAAGUGUUAGCUGACUAAAAAAGAACAAGAAAAUCUAGAUUAAUGGAAGGAGUCCAGCUUUUCCCCUGAAAUCUGCCUGUGUUAACAAGUUUAAUGUCUUAAUUUGGCAAGAGAGACCGGAUGUUUCCUUUUGAUGAGGUUUUAGAAAUCAGUCGAUGGCCUGAAGCAGAGAGUGUUUCUUUACUUAACUGCAGGAAAACUGUGAAUAUGUGACUGAAACACAAACCGUUUUUUAACUAUGGCUCACCAUGGAACUGUUUUCUCUCUUAAACUAAUAGAAAUAAAACAAGCACACUGUAUUACACUGGCACCUUCAAGUCUCCCUGAGCCAUUUAAAUGAAUGAUGAAGGAGAGAAAGGACCACUUUACUCUCAUUACAAGAUAAGGACGAUGCUGAAGAUGUACGCGCACAUUAGUGUGCCUGCAGUGCUUCAUGAAAUUAAACCUCUGGACUGCACCCAAAAAUGUUGCUUCCUCCGCUUUUGUGCAAUUAACUUCUACACAAUGGGCACAUCUGUCAGGGAGAUGAAGAAAAAACUUAAAAGGCCAGCGAGAGGAGUGUAAAUAUCUGCAGCCAUUGAUUCAUCUGCAUUUACAGGAAGACAUUUGAUUAAAGAACCUCUCAAGAGCGUCCUAAUGCCUCUCCCUCAGCUUUAAUUGUCCACAUCUCUCUGGCUUGUCUGGAAUGUUUUCUUAUCAGUGAUUCAACUCCAGCUUCGUCUGUAUGUUUUAUUGGCGUCCGGGGUGAUGGUUCAUUCAUUCAGCACUUAUCUUUUGUUAUGAAAUAUGCAGGUACGGAGAGGCAGCACUGCGCUGAUAGAAGGACAAACACUGAAGGGUUGUUUCUGCACAUGCUGUUCAUUUCAAAAGGUUCAGACUGUUUUCUUUUUUCUUCUGUCGUCUCCUUCAGGAGGAGCCAAAAAAGGUGUGUUUCAACUACGACCUGUUCCUUAACUUGGAGGGCAACCCACCUGUGAACCACCUGCGCUGUGAGAAACUCACCUUCAACAACCCCACCAAAGAAUUCAGGAGAAAGCUGAUCAAAGCUGGAGGGGUGAGGCUCCCUGACACACUGGCUGCUCUCCACACCGACAUGACUGUUGGCUAAAUGAGUGAUUACAGUCAGUAGUCUACAGUAGUACACCUGGAGGAAACAACUUCAUCAUGUUUGUUUAAGAAUUCUCUAAUAGGGACGAUCUUUGAUGGGGAUUUUUAGGUAAAUUUUUCUUAUCCGUUCUUAAUCACAGCGCAAAGUUUUGUCAGUAAGAAAGUAUUCCCAAUUUACAUUAAAAAAAAACACCCACACCUCUUCAAUUUGCGUUAAUAAACACUUUUAGUCUUACAUCCUCCUCCAUCAUACGCGAUAGUUGCAAAACAUAGCACAUCCAAUAUAAACAAAAAAUCUGUUUCUUUAGUGUUUUUGUAAUGAGAAGAAAAGUAUUACAUGCACAAAACCUACAAAAAACACAUUGAUUGCAUAAAAACAAUUGCAAAAUGGGUCAUAUGUUUUUUAUUUGAUACUAUGAACAUGGAAAAAGUGAGGGCUAAAAUGAAGGAAUACAAACGCAAGCACCUCACAUGAUGUACACACAGGCAUUUAGACUUUAAAAGGUCAUAUGAUUCGAGCAGUCCUCAUUAUUUCAUCAGUUGUCCCCCUUUCCCUCUUAAAGCUUCACUAAUAUGCAGUUUCAUCAUGUGUAAAAAUUCUGAACUGAAGGCAUUAAAUCAUAUACAUGUGCCAUGCACAGACUGACCGAUGUCAAAUGCUUAAUGAAAACCAAUUUUCAGAAAUCUACUCACCUUAGUCGUUCAGUUAUUUUUAUCUUUUAUGGAAGUGUCAGCCUUCAUUUAUUUUAUAUAUGCGUGCAGCUUUUACUGUUUUUUAAAGAAACCUGCAUCCUCUGUUGCAGUUUCUAGUUUAUUGUGCAGAUGAGUCAACCUUAAGUGUUUCACGACCAGUCAGGCUGUAGAAAUGCUUCAACUAUGAGUCACUUUGCAAUUUCUUAAGGAAAACAGCUCCAUAAAAGCCAGUUUUCAGCCAGAAUAAAUAAAUGACCUGUACUCUAUUGGAGGAUUUACAGUGUGCACACAGCGUAGUAUGGAUUUACAGAUAAAACUAUUAACUUGUGGCCAUUUUUUUGUUUCUGCAAUUUCAGGUAUUGGUGGUACCAGAGGGAGCUGAAGCCGUGUCGCGGCCCAGUCCGGACUACCCAAUGCUUCCCACCAUCCCCCUCUCCGCCUUCUCUGACCCCAAGAAAACCAAGACAUCUCAUGUGUCAAAGGUUGGUUUAAGCUCCAAUAAAAAAAAUCGUCUCGACCAUCUGACGAGAGUGAACAUUGAUUUUUUCUUUUUACUAGAAAGUGUUGAAAUUUCAUUGAUCAUUGCAGCCGACUUUUAUUGACACUCUACUAAAAAAUGCAGUGGGCAAACGUCUUAUUGCGCAGUGUAAGCCCUUGACAAAUUCAUUAAGUCAGACUCUUGUACAGGCUGACUCAGACCUCUAAUCACUGCCAGCUGUGUUUGAACAUCUGUAUGCAUGUAUGCAGAAUAACUGAGGCAGCUAUGUGCAAAACAGCAGAUCAUAUCAGAAGGAAACAGGAAACUGAUCCCCUCACUUUCACCAGUGUUGCCACAGUUUGGUAUCAACCUUUAGUAUGAACCACAACUUGUGUGGGUUUUUGCUCAACACAGUCUGAUUUUGAGUUAUGUUAAGACUUUAGACAGAAGAAUAGUUGUUAUAGAUACUUCAUACAACCUAAAAACAAUAAAAUGAAGAUACGCCGGCACAUUCACUUAAUGCCACAAAAAGUUAUAUAGUUGCAAUGAUAUAGUGUAACUAAAGAGAGAGAAAAUUGCACUGAGUUAGUGCGCUGGCUCGUAUUUGUUUUCCUUGCUAAGACUUUAAGACUCUUGUUGGCAAAAAACUUCAAGCUGUGCUGACGGCAAAUCCCUAAAUCUCCUGUAAACACCUGCGAAAAUAUUUUGAUUCUCCGCUGUACUUUGUGUUACGCAAUAUUAGCCCAUUUUAGCAUGCUAACACUGUAAUACAGUGAGCUUGACAAACGCUACAAAUGCAGAAUUUAAAGUGUUUACAUGCUGAGUGUUUAAAGAGCAGGUUGUUGGUAACGGUGCGUCUGUUUCUCUCUUUAGGAGCCCAGCAAAGAAGGAAGUGGUGGCAGCAGCAAAGGACCCAAACCGCACAAGCUGACCAAGGAGCACCGUGAGCGUCCCCGAAAAGACUCUGAGAGCAAAGCCACAUCAAAAGGAGACAACGACAGAGACGGGAGCAGCAAGAGUGGCCGCGAUCCCUCCUCAUCCUCGUCGUCAAAAAAACCGUCAGAGAUCAAAGUGAAGGAUGAGGUCAAGGUUUUACCCAAGGCUGCCUUCAAGGAGCCCAAACUCACCCUGAAGGAGUCAAAGAUGGAGGGCAUGUCCCCGAAAGGAGGGGGGGCAGGCAGCGGAGGGGGAGGUGGGGGAGGAGGUGGAGGAGGGCCCACCGAGUCUAAAGCCCCGGGGAAACGACCCUCCACUGUGGAGUCGCCCAAACCCAGCGCCAAGAAGCAGAAGAAGGGCAGCUCAGAGGGGCCGAAGGGGCCGAGCGGCGGCCCUUUCACAGGAUCUUCUCCUCGUGUCUCCUCCUCGACGUCAGCCAGCCAGCCGUACGCAGAGAAGAAACCCCCCAAGGAUAAGGGCCGCUGGGCCAAAGGAAAAAACGACACACAGGAACCGAAGGAACCCAAGAAACCUCCAGAGUCAGAAGAGUCGAAUUCAGAGGAAGAAGCGUCUUCGAAGUCAGAGGUAGAUGGACUUCUCAAAUGUUCUUGUUUGCUGUUUUUGAGCGGCUGUUUUGCAGCUCUACUGUGUCCAUCCAAGAUGCUGAAAUAAACCAGUUGUGCUUAUUAAGGACUAAAUGAGUCAUGUAGGACUGCAACUCAUUCCCAGAUAACUCUUGUAUUUUCUAAAGGAAUCAAAUUACUGUUUCAUGUCGUACAUUCUGACUCUUCAUCUCCUCCUGCAGCAGUCGGCCCCUUCCAGUCCCUCCAACUCCAGCUCCAGUUCUGACUCCAGCUCAGAUUCAGACUUUGAGCCGGGACAGAAACAAGGACAAGGUAGAGUCUGAACUUGAUUUACAUGAAGAAAUCCAAAAUCACAGGGUCGAGGUCACAGUUUGUAUGACUCAGUUCUUCUUCUUCUCAGGUCCCCUUCGCUCCAUGGUGGAGGAGAUCCAGUCUGAAGAGUCAGACGAUGACGACAGCAGCUCAGAGGAAGAGACGCCCAUCAAGACCAACCCUCCCAACCGUGACUCCCGGUCAGUUUCCAUACAGGCUCUUUGAAAUCUUUGUUGAGGUCAAAGAUCCCACUAGGAUCUCUGUAUUCUCUCUCCUUCCUUCUCCCUUGUUCUCUUUCUCUCUCCCUGCCCUCUUUCCUACUCUUCCCUCUCUCUCCCUCUCUAUCUCUCUGUAUUUCUCCCCAACUCAGCAGCGGCUUGGUCGCUGUCUAACAUGAGUCUGGUCCUGCUCAAGGUUUCUGCCUGUUAAAAGGAAGUUUUUCCUCGCCCCUGUUACUCAUGUUAGAUGAGAUGGGCCAAAUCCCAUCUUAGAUUGGGUCUUGAUAAUUCAUCAAACAGUGAGUGUGGUCUAGACCUGCUCUUUCUCUUUGAAAAGCGUCUUGGGAUGAAGACUGUUGUGAAUCGGCGCUAUAUAAAUCAAAUUUGAUUGAUUGAUUGAUUGACUAGGAGACAAGUGUUAGCAUAAUGACCAAAGCUUGUUAUUUCUCUUACGGUAGUGUGAAUGAAAUGUUCGUUUUUCAGCCAAAGAGGUUUAUUUUUUAUAUAAAUCUGCAACAGAUAAUGUAACUCAGUGUAUGUCCAUUCACAAGUUUUAUGCAACUAUCAGUACCUGCACCAGUGAGAUAGAGAGCCUGUGCAAUGACUCUUCUAUGCCCCAUUCCCAAAGAGGGAGCAGUAGUUGAACUUCCAGUGUACAUGAGCAUCGUCAAAGCGUGAUCAGUUUAUGGUCUUUGCUUGUUUCAGGUAUAAAUUAGUCACCUGUGAUUAUUUUUUUGUGUCCUGGGAAUAAAAAAAAGAUUGUCUGAAUACAAAGAGUGGAUCCAAGUACAACACUAUGUAACAUUACACCGUCUUCUAUCAGUGUGUGCAUGCGUUUGACCUCUGACCUCGCCUUGUCCCCUGUCAGACUCAGUCUGGACAGUGAGAGCGACAGCAGCGACGGCUCGCACAGCCCGAGUCGAGGCCUGGCCCCUCCCCCGCCGAAACACAACUCCUCCAACAACAAAGUGAGUCACACGGCCCCGCGUUACCGCCUGCUUUUAUCAAUGAACUGACAAGGGCAGAAACAACACAUGAAACUUUUCUCCGCUGUCGCUUUCAAUCCUCGUUAUUUCCAACAACGUUGAGUUCUUGAGUUUCUUCUGAUCUUUGUCCGGCAGGUUUCGGGCAGAAAGAGUCCUGAUUCCUCUUUCCGCUCGGAGAAGGUGUUGAAGAAGGGAUACGACAAGGUAGGAAGGGUAAAUCAAACUUUUUCUGUUUCCACUCUUUCACACACAUCCAUGCGGUGCGUUGUCAUGAUUCAACGAGUGCAUUAAUGAAUUCAAGAUGGAGCUCAGGGCAGUGAAUCGAUCCAGAUGUGCAGACAAACUCUGGCCUGUGAACCCCUAAAAGAAAAUAGUCUUCAUAUCUUUUCAUGAGGAGACAAUUUAUGUAGUGGUAGAAGUGAUCUUAUAUCCCUUAAAGGUUCGACCAUAUGCUCAGUUUGGAGGGUUUUUUUCUUGAGACAUGAAGGUGAAACACACUUUUUUAUUUAAUCCCUAGAAAUCCCACUGAGCGCAGAGAUUGAAUCAUUUGAAAAUGAAACAAAACACCAAAAAUAAUCAACAACUUUUCUUUUAUCCUCAGAUAACUGACUGAAAAUGUUCCCUCUCUUCUCUCUGCAGGCCUACACAGAAGAGUUGGUGGACCUCCAUCGCAGACUGAUGGCUUUGAGGGAGCGUAAUGUCCUGCAGCAGGUGUGUGUUCAGCCCACACAGAAAACUGAGAAAUGAGGAGCUUGACAUAAGGAUCCAGCAGAGUUAUGAAAGGGAUUACACGGAUACUUGCAGUGCACUGAUCAGUGAACGGGGUUUUAAAGUGUUUUUGCAUCUCAGUUUGACACAGUUUUAAAAUUACCCCGCAGACAGAAAUGUGCGUAGAGUUUAUUUCAGCUCCUUCAUCAGCCAACUCAGUAGUUUUUAAAAAGUGAAGCAAAUGUGCAUGGCCUGUGUCAUUUUGCAAUAAAACACAGAAUCAGAAUAACUUUAAUUUAUUCUUAUUCUUUGUUUUAUUGCAAAAUGACACAGGCAAUGCACAUUUGUCAUGAACACUUGUUUGAAAGACACACUUUGUUUUCUUAUUUAACUCCUGAAUAUUACAAUACCAUACCAUACGAUCACUACGAUAUGAUAUCAUAUGAUACAAUACGAUACGACAUGACAUGUCUCGACACAAUAUGAUACGAUACACUUCAUGGUCCCCUUAGGGAAAUUUGUCUUAGACUCCAAUAGCUGCACAGAUAGAGCUGCCAAUUAAUGAAAGUUGAAGCAGUGAUGUUCAAUCAGCAAGGAAACCGUCGCAGACUGUAGCUGUAUGUGAGUUGGUGGUUGUGAGAUACUGGACUGUUGUUUCCAAGUCCUGCUCAUGACAGCUGUUGCUCUGUGGCUUUCUGGGCAUCACCGUUCCCAUUUCCGCACCUCUAGCAUUCCAGGUAGCACAGAGGCAUAAACAGUGAAGACAUAAAAAGUGUCUUCUUGGUUUUACAGUAAACAGCGUGUCGUUUCCACGAUCAGAAUCAACAUUUUGUCCAGUUUGAUUUAAUUUUUGUCUUUCGAAGCCUGCAGACCUGAAUAGCCGAUCAGUGGGCUGCAGGCAUAGAAACAUGUAUGUGUUGCAUCCUACAGAUGGCCACUUACACCAAAAUUAGUGUUUGGUUAAUUAGGUGUUUAAUAAGGUGGUUAAUUGUCCUUCCUUAAAAUGAGCUAAUUUAUGUAGUAGCACUGACUCGAUCUGCAGAGGCUGAUAGUCCAGCUUUGAUGACACUUCUCUGGUCGGCUUUUCCGUGAAGUUUCUCCAUGAAUGUUUGAUCCUAAAGGGCGAAACCUUUUUAGUUAUAGUUGAUUUUGUUUCUUGUUUUUUCCAUGUAUAGAAUUUUAUGCAUUUCUAGAGUUAUAGCAACACGAGCAAUAGAAAUAAAAACACUACAGAGGCUGAAUUUAUCACAACAAAUACAGAUAAAAGUAUCUGUAGAACUAAUCAACACAAACAUCUCCAUUGACACAUUGAAUGGAGGUGCAAUCAGCUGUGUGUUAUCUCAAGGACUUGGUUAUGUGUAAGAAUAAUAAGUGAUCCCUUAUCUCUUGUCAGAUUGUAAACUUGAUCGAGGAGACGGGCCACUUCAACGUCACAAACACCACCUUUGACUUUGACCUUUUUUCACUGGACGAGUCCACCGUCCGCAAACUACAGAGCUACCUGGAGGCGACAGCCACGUGACAGGAAGUGGGACCUGGUGUGGGGAAGCCGGCAUGUGGAUGGCAGCAGUGGAGGUGGAUGUAGACUCACCACCACGUCUUCUCUCUCCCUCUCUUUUUUUUCUGUUUUUUUUUUUUUAACGAAGAGGAUGAGCAACCACAUCUGUCGCAGCUGUCUCCCAGGCCUGACUGAACCAUCGAACAACUACCACACAAACAGGAACACACGAACAAACACAAGCACACAUGAAGACACACCGCCUUCAGGUGGGGGGGCUGGAGGAGACCCUGAAGCAGGAGGAGGAGGAGGGGGUGUGGGAAGAAGAGGAGCAGAGGAGGAGUAGCUGAACUCCGUCUACAGUCAGGAUUUUCACUACACAUCUCUUUUUUUUUUUACGUCUGUGGAAUGCACCCCACACCCCCUCCUUCACCCUCCUGCACUCUUAUUGCUCCUGCCUUUGCAAAGCCAAUACCCCCCCACCCCCCAACUCCUCUCCCCCCUCUGCUCCUCCUUCUCUUCCUCCCCUUCACACGCACAGUCCUUACUCGGCAGAACACUCCAGCUCCCUUCCCCCUGCUGUCAGCUGGAGCUCAUUUCUCUCUGGACAUACUCUGCAGUCGUGCGUGCGUGCGUGCGUGUUGACUGUCUCUGUGUGUGUGCGUGUGAGUGGGCGCUGCUGGGGUUAAAGAGGAGGUGUUGUCUGUGCCGCUACCAACUCCUCUGAGAGAACACACACACACACACAGAAAUACAAACAGUUAAAUUCAGGUGACACUUUGCUUUAACUCUCCGUCUUUCUCGCGUUUUAAAGCAGCUGAAAACAUGAAAUAAACAGUUCCUCAGAUAAUCACACUAUAAUAUAGUUAGGAACAGAUUUAAGUGACUCUGGUGAAACAAUAACAGCUCCAACUCCUCUUUUGGGAGACUCAAAGUGAAGGCUGGUUUAUGUUCUGUUAAUGGAAGACAUCGUAGAGGAAAACAUGUUAAUUUUUAAUAAUGAUAAUAAUAAUAAACACUUGAAAUUGCUCCACAGCUGAGCACAGCUAUAAUAUAGUGUGUCGCAAACUGUUUAUUUAGUGUUGAAUUAAAGUUACUUGGCACCAAAUUCAUGCACACACACAGUUUGUUCCAGAUUAUCACACUCAACACUGUACAUGAAGACACUGAGAUGUGUGCUGCAUGAGUGUGUGCACGUGUGUUUGUGUUUGUGUAUAUGUGCGUGUGUGAGUGAGCGGCUGUGUUUUGGUUAAAGUUUCUCCGUCGUCUGAACAUUUGAAAACACAUGUUCUGUUGAGUUUCUCCUCUACUUCCUCGCACUGAAAGCUGAGCCUUGACCUCCUCCUCCGCCUCCUCCCCCCCUCCCAUUGAAGCCCCCUCACUUCAUCCUUCCUCUCCACCCCCCUCCUCCUCCUCCUCCUCCUCCUCUCUUAUUCCCAUAUUGGCGUGCAUGAAAGGGCUCGACUGCUCGCGGCCAGAGCAGUGGAGGAUCACUCCUGAAUUGCCUUCUAAGUGGUGGGCCGGGUAGGGAAGGGUGGGGGUAAAAGAAGAAGAAGAAGAAAAAAAAGCCGUGAAAAAGUAGCCAUACUUGUCUCCCAGAAUCCAAAAAUGACAAGAAAAAAAACGGGGCCACGCUUUUUAAACAUUUUAUUUUUCUACAAGUGCAUUUUGUGUAUCUACUCCCUGACUGCGGUUGAGGUAACCUGUGAGCUAUGAAUGUAUAUCGCUUUUACUUUUCUACGGCAAGCAACAGCCCCACUCUAGUGCCUUUUCCUGCGACUUGCAGCGCGUGAGGAGGGGGGGGGAGUGCGCUCUGUUAGCCAUGGUCACACAGACUUAACCCCCCCCUCUCUCCCCCAAAACAAGUGUUAAUAGGGAUGCCUGAAUAUCCAGUAUUGUCUUAAUGGCUUCCAUUCCUGCUUCUCCUUUUCCUCUGUCUUUGUAGGCUGUUGUCAGAUUAUCAGUGAUGUCGUUUCUUUCCUCUAGUUCUGACGGUGAUGGUCGUGUUUUUUCGCUCCUUGCUUUCUGAGAUUAGAUUCAGCGUUUCGAGGAGGAAGCGUCAGGUGGCUGUACUGUACGGUAGUAACUCUCUUUAAUUAGCUCUAGGAUCAGUCGCUUCAGCUGUGUUGUGUGUCUUUGUAAGACAGAGGUUAUUGAAAAUGGUUGUGGUUCCCCUCUUUGGGCAGUUUGAAGUCACGGUGGAGCGUUUCAGACCAAGUUCGCGGAAACAAACAAGCCUGAAAUAUGUCCUCUCUGGUUUCCUUCCCAGAUAUGUGAAUUUUACAGUAUGUUAGGGGGCUGCGUCAUGAAGAAACACCAAGAACUUCAUCUAAAGAGACUGGUCUCAUAAAGCAGGAUCACAGCUAUCACAGUCACAUCACUUCUAGGCCUCUGCUUCUCGGCUAACCUGCUGAGGAGAAGUUUCCGCUCUUCAUUAACAGGCUUCAUGCGAUUAGUAAGAGCGAGCAAACCUGUCUUAUUAGCUUCCUGUGUCACACAUUUGAGAAAUUGUCUUCGUACAAGUAACCGCUGCCUUUUGAUGUUUUUAUUAGAGAUGACAGCAGAGACGUGACAGGAAGUGAGGGGAGAAAAGACGUGUGGCAAAACUCAAACUUGCAACAUUGUGGUUCAGCUUGUUGCAUCUCUUAAACAAAGCUUUAAACAUGAUGAUGCACAGAGUAAAUCAGCUGCAGCAACAUUUAAUAACUAGUUUAAUUUUACCGCACUGAUAUUAUUCAACUUGGCUGAUUGUUUAAAUCUGCGAUGUCCUUUUACUUUGAUGAUCUAUUCCUGUUGCAGGGAAGAGACACCUGAACUAUAUCAUGUCUUUUUAAAUAAUGGAAAACAAGCGGCUUGCUUAUAGGGCUAGUUAGAAAUAAAUAACAUAAACUAUAACUAUUUACAAAUACAGGUAUCAUGAUAAUAAUAUAAAUGGUAAGGAAUGAUCAUCUUUGCUGCUGAUUUGUAUUUUUACUCAAAAUAAGGUAUGAAUUAUGAUUAUGUGAUAUUUGUUGGACAUGCUCUCCAUCACCUGGAGAAGCGUCACAGCAAUAUAUGACCAAUAUCAGUUUAUCAGUGUUAGAUGCUGUUACCGAUAAUGAAGAGCAGGCCGGCUCAUAGCUGAUUUAUAAUGCUGAUAUGAUAUUAUUGUUCAUUUUAAAUGAUAAUAUUUAGAAAUGAGAAACAAAACCGCUCAGCCAGUGAAUUAAAUUACAGACGGGAAGAUAUCUUGUCACAAAGGACUCCUUAGAUUUCUGCACAGCUCUCUGAAAUCAGCAAAAAGAAAAAAGUAAACACAGUCAAUAUGAACGUAUUAUAAAGCUGCAUUAUUCUUACGUCAUAACAGAAUUUGUAGAGGCUAUUUUGGAUUUGAUACGCUGUCACAAGUGUUUUUCAUUUGGAAAGAUCAUGAUAUUUAGCCACGUGAGGGCUGGAGCCAGUAUGAUGCUGGUCAUGUCAAAAUGCUGCUGACUGAUCAGCUGACGUAUUUAUCAGUCUGUCUCUAGUGUUAGUAAAUUUAAAGCUCCUGUAAGGAACUUUCUGUUUUUCAUCUCUGACACCUUCCCUUUCACAGACCUCUGUGGCAUCAAAAAUUACGAGACAGAAAUUGUCGACAGUGUUGCUGAUGGUUUUGUUUGUAUUUUUAGGUCCAAAGAGAAUAUACUCCUAACAUAUUGGUGAAAACUCCUCACUGGAGCUUUAAACUCGCAACAAGGUCAGGCAAAAUGAAAAUCCAGAGAGAUAAAGGGAGACUGUUUAUACUGCUGUUUGAUGAUGAUUAGUAAACCCCUUCUAAUUAUCUUAUUUUUACCAGGAAAGGCGAUGAAAAGCUUAAGUUACUACUUUAUCACUUACUUUAAGGACACCUGUGCACUGAUUUUUUUAAAAUAGUUUGGUCGAGAUAGAUCAUGGCAGGAUAAAAUGAGCAAUUAUAAAGAUUUACAUGAUUUGCAGCUAACAGAGUGACACCUUUUACUGUCAAGUUUUGUUUAUUUGUUUUUUCUUAAUUUCAAUGAUCAUCAAAAACUGAUCUGCAAAUAUCAAUCCAAUUUUCUUUUCUCUGUGCAUCUCAAAGAAGCCCGUAUAAAGAUAUCAUGUUUUUAGUUUUAAAGCUAUAACUUCAAAUGUACCUCUAAUUUGUAGAUAUUUUUGAAUCCUAAUCCUUUGUCUUUUUCGCUUUUUGAAAUGCACCUUUUGUUGCUGCACUGAUGACAUUUUCUCUGAUUUGUUGCAUGUGAUCGGUUGCACGUGUUCGAUUUGAACUUCUUUUGUCAGAUCACGAGUUAACAGCCAGGAUCCAGCUUUUUGAGACCAGUUUUCUAGAAGUCUUUAGUUUUUUUGUGCAAGCCAAACUGAACUCAUUUCUUGAUUCAGGCCCCUGGUGUGUUAGUUCCUGUGGCCCCUCCGCUCUCCACACACACACACUAACCCACUGUGGUACAAACUCUCAAUGAGCGAAUCCCCCCUGCUUCCUUCUCUUCCUCCUCUAUUUUUCAGUGUUUUUAUUCUGAUGCUCUGACAGCUUUAAUACUCGUCGUGUUCUGUUGCCUGCUUCACACACUCCUCCUGUCCUUACAGUAAACGCCGUCUGUGCUCGGAAAACGUGUCUCCAAAAACAAACAAACAAAAAAAAAAAAGGAUAAAAGAAAAUCCCUGCCGCCUUACGUGCCCUGCAGUAACCCCCUCUUGCCCUCACUGCUCCCCCCGCCCCGUCCCGACCCGUCCCACCCUCAUUUUCUCUCUAGGUGUGCCUCUGUCAACACAACUUCAGGCCGUUAUUACUGAGAAUGAACUUUGCAACUCUAAGUGUGUGUGUGUGUGCGCGUGUGUGUGUGACAUUUGUGCAUCUGCGAGUGUGUUUGGAGACAUUUAAAAAAAAAAAAAAGAAAAAACACCAACCCUCCUGUCCUCUGCUCUGUGCAUCGAUGUGGGAACUUUUAAGUCCUAGUUCAUGAACUCUGACCUUUGACCUGGCACUCAUUCAGUCCCUUGUUGUGGUGAGAGAGGGGAGUUUUAUGUGGAGGACUGUCUGCCCACAGUCAAUGUUUUAUUUAUGGACCUCUGCACUUUUGGCUGUGAUGACUUCAGUACUUAAGUAGUUACCUAAACUGUAUUUUUAAGGAUUUUAUACAAUAUUUACAUGCAAUACGAUAUGAAUUGAUUUUUUUUUUUCUUUGCCAACCAUUUUCGUUUGUUUGUUUCUUAUUUAAUUGUCUUUAUUUGGCAUGAUUUGUCACUAUUAUUCACAAACAAACAUGCCCCAUUGGAUCUAUUUUAGACGUCAAAUGUUAUGGGGGACGUUCCCUUUAUGUUUUCUUUGUGUGUGUGUGUGAGUGAGUGUGUGUGUGAGUGAUUGUGCGUGUGUGUGAUGUUGAUUGUGAUGACAGCUGAACACCAAGAAGCAGGUGUCGGAAAAUAUUUGCUGGAUGAGCUAAACUCUGAUAUCACCCUCUGCUUCCAGUAGGACCAGAAGGAGCUGAGCUGUUGAUUUUCUGUGUCACGUCCGGUUAUCAUUUGAGUGUUUGUUUUGUUUUUUUUUGUGCUCAUCCAGAAAUGAUUGUCCCCAAACAAAACCAUCAUCAUCAUCAUCUUUAUCACCUGAUUUUACUGUGUUAUGAGAACUUGAGCCGGAAGAAACACAUCAUAGGAAACAAUGGGGCUGUUAAGCGGAGCUGCAGCUGGUACCAGAAGUAAUAUGCCGUUCAUUUUUCCGAUACGCCGCGUGACUGAAUAGAGGACGUGGAUCUGUUUAGCUCUCUAGUGUGAGCACUCACACUCUCUUUCUUUAUGUGUGUGUCUCAUGUGGAACCAAAAGUCAACAUUACAAACUAAUAAGCCGACAAAGAUACAUGCCUGUGAGCGGGACAGCCAGUUUUUCUGGUAUAACCAUCAGUUAGCAUUAAAAGACCUCAGAUGAAGACUUUUCUGUGCGUCACCUUGGUUACGGUCCAAAUCGUAACACGAUUGGCGUUCAGACAGAAUAUCCAAGAGUGGGUUGUUUGCUGCAGUUAUGUGCAGGUGUCUAUUUCAAAGCAUUAAUCUAAGUUAAAUCAAAGUGAGACCACACUGUCUGUUUUCUUACCUUGAGUUAAAGUGCACCAAGACAAGAAGAUGGUCCUCAAAUUAAACGAGAACACUUUAGAAACCAGAAUCUGGUCCUGUACCCAUACAUGUGAUAUGUAAAUGGAACUGAACCCUGAUUUUCUCCCACACCUGGGCAGAUAUGACGGCUUAUUGGGCUAAAAUCAAAGUCAUUGUUGGCUUUUGGAUUUAAUUAGAGCUUCAUCGCUGGUCUCUGUGGAAAGUCGUCCACCCAGCCUCCUGCCUGCAAGGAUAAAGGAUGCUACCUGCCUUUAAUGUGACUCAUAGUCUGAGCACAUCCAGCAUGUAAACCAGGGUAAAACUUCAACUGGAACAAUAUGACAGAAAAAACUGCACAUUUCUCCCGAGCCUUUCCAACACGAUUUCUGUGUCUCUGGAGCAAAGCUGCAAAAUCUGCUGCUCCUCACCACUGUUUUCAUUUGACGGCCUGCAGGCGAGUUCCAGCAGACAUGACAAAAUUGAAGUCCAGAGAAUAAAACUCAAACAAAGACGUAAUUUCAUGUGUUUUGGCUAAAUCAGACUGUCUGCUGUUUUCAGUUAAGUCGAAUUGUGCAGCAGAGCAGUGACAAAACUCAAGCUGCGCAUCACGAUACAAGGAGGCUCUGUCUGCAGCUAUCAGCUACUUUAUCACUUCAAACAGAAAAAAAAUCAUGUUUCUGUGGUUGAUUGACCACUAAUGCAGAUUGGACAAACACAACUAGGUGGAGAAUUUCCCCUGAAUCACAUGCUGUAGACAGUUUUGCUCCUCUGACCUGCUUGCGGUUGAUUUCGUAUUUCAUGAUUGCCACUCUGACCUGGAUGUUGAUGAGCAGCUGUAAAGCAGACUUUGAAGUUACAAAGAGGCCUAGUUGAGUAUUUAAAGCUGUCCUCGCUGGUAUGAAGUAACAUUGAUCAUUUUAAUUGAAGUAAAUAAUCAAAGUGGAAGUACAAACUGAGCACACACACACACACGUCUUCUGGUACCAGUCGCUCCCUCUUUGCAGCUCAGCGGAGGUCUGUGGGAGUGAAGCAUUUCAGCUGGAACUAUUAUAUAUAAUAUGUGUAUAAUACAGCAAAGGUAGAAUAUCUACUGUGUGGAUCUUUAGAGGAUGAAGACAAGGAGAAAAUAGAGCAUUUGGUUCCUUGCAAAUACGUGGCGGGGGGUGGGAGGGGGCAUGUGCAGACGGGAUGUUUCCUGUGUCAGUGGUUGUCAUAAUGUGUCUGUGACAGGGGGACAGGGUUGCCUGUAUUUAUAAAGGUUUGAUUUUUUUAACUGAUGGUAAAAAGGGGAGGGGAGGGUUCAGUGUAUGUGGUCCAAACAUGGGAAGAACAAAUGAACUGGAUGGCAGAACAAUUUGGUAUUUUUGAGAAUAAAAAAACUUGGCAUUGAAAUGCCACCAUGUGGCCAUAUGAUGCAAGUUGUUAAAAAGGACAAAACAUGUUAUUUUAAUGUUAUUUUUUAUUUUGAAAUCAUAUUAUUAAUAAAGUCAUUAAGUACUGUUGUC
Xyrichtys novacula (pearly razorfish) is the source of this 20933-nucleotide messenger RNA. The record is from the annotation of a GenBank genome assembly. Lineage: Eukaryota; Metazoa; Chordata; Actinopteri; Labriformes; Labridae.